AUGUACUUCACAAGUGUGCUGACAUUGCACAUCGCCUGGAUACCAUUCGCUGUCUCCGUGUGCGGCCGCCGGAGUCGGUUUGAACGACAGCAACUCAAAUCUGAACCAAUGCCGCGUACACCGCAAAGCAGAACCAAGUCGGGAACGGAGAAGACCCAGAAACAAAACCAAAAUCAAAAGAAAUCCUCGAAAAUCCACAAUUUCCCGCAAUUACUAAAACUUCCAAGAAUUCCAAAGAAGAAACCAACGCCUAAAAAAGACCGACAAAAAAGAAUCAAGGAAAAAGCUAAAAAAUUGCCUAAAGCCGGUAGCGCGACGGUGCAAACCCCGAACGAUGGGGUAAAAACACCUGCCACUGCACGAUCAGUGAAUAAGUCACAGCCAUCGAAUGCGAUGAAAACAGCAGAACACUUGGAAGAAGAGGAUGUGUGUUUCCAUAUCGAAAAGUCGAACAACGAGAAGCCAGAGAUUAGCACAGAUCUCGACUCGAUCAUCGUCGAUAAAAAUCCGUUAACGAAAAAGACUGUUCAGAUGGCUUUAAUUAAAAAAAUCCAUGAUGCCGAAACGGCCGAAGUACAGCAGGCUGAAGCACAAAAUGAAAAUAAUAACAGAAGUGUGGAGGGUGAAGAAGCAAGUAUCAAUGAAGUGCAGCAGAUAGAACAUAAGUUGGAGAAAGGAGAGGAUUAUGCCCUUGCAAACAAACAGAGAAGACAAGUCAUAGAAGACCGAAGCCGCUAUGUUCUCAGGUCUAUGUCCCCGAAGGAAGUGAGCUUGUCUAAAAUAUUCUUGUACUUUUGUAGAAAAAGCUGCUUUGCUACAGUAGCAUGUGGUGUUGUAAGAUACUUGACGGCAGUGUUCAAUAGAGAUAUUUGA
Cylicocyclus nassatus is the source of this 873-nucleotide messenger RNA. The record is from the annotation of a GenBank genome assembly. Lineage: Eukaryota; Metazoa; Nematoda; Chromadorea; Rhabditida; Strongylidae.